Molecule: messenger RNA, 823 nt
Organism: Plasmodium vivax (malaria parasite P. vivax)
Lineage: Eukaryota; Apicomplexa; Aconoidasida; Haemosporida; Plasmodiidae
Exons: 4
Coding region: 1-288 (95 amino acids)
Biological process (GO): peptidyl-glutamine methylation; rRNA (guanine-N7)-methylation; tRNA methylation
Molecular function (GO): protein heterodimerization activity
Source: RefSeq, a predicted model, not a curated record
AUGAAAAUACUAGAACAAGAAAUUAAUGUAGAGUUUGUAAAAAAUGUUUUAACCAAAGUGGACUAUGACGUUUUGUGUCAAACGGCCAAACAGCUAGGGAUAAAUUUGCUAGCUAGCUACACUAGCCAGCACCUUGAGGAUGAAGAAUUCCUGAACUCAGUUCACCACGCCCUUUUUAAGGUGCACAUAAUGGAAGCCACGUUAAUAUGCCCCAAAUGCAAUACCGCCUUUCCGAUAAAAGAUGGCAUUCCAAACAUGCUAUCGGGAAGCGAAAACCAAACGACGUGACCCCAUUUUUUUGUUUCCCCUUUAAGAGCAUUUGACCAAAUAUUUGACGUUGGGAUACUCCACAAUUAUACAGGACUCAUCAUUUUUGAGGAAAAAUAUUUUUGGCUCAGGAUAACUCGAUUGGCUACUUGCACACAACACAUUCUUAACAUCUUGGCUUUUUUUUUUCUUUUCCUGUGCGUUUGUAUGCACAUGUAAAUCUUCAUUUGUACGCUGUCUUCCCAGGGUGGUGUACGCACCGCCUGUCUUUUUUAAGCUUAUCGUUUGCGCCUUUACUCUUUCCCCAUUUAGCUCAAAAUGGCUAUUUUUUUUUUUUUUUUUUUUGCAAGUGUGUGAGUCAGGCAGGUCGCCCUGCUUGAAGCAGCCGCUGCCAGCUUCUCCACUUCGUUUGCCGUCGUGGUAGUUGCUUCCACUGUCGCUGUCCCCUCCGCUGUCACUGUCACCACCGUUGUCACUAUCGCUACCAUUGACGCUGUCACCGCCAUUGUCACCAUCACUGCCAUCGUCGCCGCCGCCGCUGGCCCCCCCCAGAUUC